AUGGAUAACCCAGCUCCCGAUUCCAUGUCCAGAUCGGAAACCGCCGUCACCUAUGAUUCACCUUAUCCACUCUACGCCAUGGCUUUCUCUUCCACACGCACCAGCACUCCCACCGGCCACCGAAUCGCCGUCGGAAGCUUCCUCGAGGAUUACAACAACCGCAUCGACAUUCUCUCUUUCGAUUCCGAUUCAAUGACCGUCAAAUCUCUCCCGAAUCUCUCCUUCGAGCAUCCUUAUCCUCCAACCAAAUUAAUGUUCAGCCCUCCCUCCCUCCGCCGUCCCUCCUCCGGCGAUCUCCUCGCUUCCUCCGGCGAUUUCCUCCGCUUAUGGGAGAUCAGCGAAGAUUCCUCCACCGUCGAGCCCGUCGCGGUCCUCAACAACAGCAAGACGAGCGAGUUCUGCGCGCCGUUGACCUCCUUCGACUGGAACGACGUCGAGCCGAAACGCCUCGGGACCUGCAGCAUCGACACGACCUGCACGAUUUGGGACAUCGAGAAGUCUGUCGUGGAGACGCAGCUCAUAGCGCACGAUAAAGAGGUCCACGACAUCGCCUGGGGAGAAGCUAGGGUUUUCGCGUCGGUCUCCGCCGACGGAUCCGUCAGGAUCUUCGAUCUACGCGACAAGGAACAUUCCACCAUCAUCUACGAGAGUCCUCAGCCCGAUACGCCUCUCUUAAGACUCGCCUGGAACAAGCAGGACCUUAGAUACAUGGCGACGAUUCUGAUGGAUUCGAAUAAGGUUGUGAUUCUCGACAUUCGGUCGCCGACGAUGCCUGUGGCGGAGCUGGAGCGGCACCAGGCUAGCGUCAACGCCAUAGCUUGGGCUCCGCAGAGCUGCAAACACAUCUGCUCCGGUGGUGAUGACACGCAGGCUCUCAUUUGGGAGCUCCCGACGGUGGCUGGACCCAACGGGAUUGAUCCGAUGUCGGUUUACUCGGCCGGUUCGGAGAUAAACCAGUUGCAGUGGUCUUCUGCACAGCCUGAUUGGAUUGGCAUCGCUUUCGCUAACAAAAUGCAGCUCCUUAGAGUUUGA
Microthlaspi erraticum is the source of this 1032-nucleotide messenger RNA. The record is from the annotation of a GenBank genome assembly. NCBI's taxonomy places the organism in Eukaryota, Viridiplantae, Streptophyta, Magnoliopsida, Brassicales, Brassicaceae.